Messenger RNA from Callithrix jacchus (white-tufted-ear marmoset), 5251 nucleotides. RefSeq names its product carnitine O-octanoyltransferase (gene CROT). Gene Ontology annotation, molecular function: carnitine O-octanoyltransferase activity. Gene Ontology annotation, cellular component: peroxisome. The record is from RefSeq and is a predicted model, not a curated record. NCBI's taxonomy places the organism in Eukaryota, Metazoa, Chordata, Mammalia, Primates, Cebidae.
GCGGGGCGGGACUUCGCGUCCAACCCUGUUCCCCGGUGAAUGCGGGGCGGGACCCUCGCAGCUUUCCGUCCAAUUCCUGCUCCUUUCAGGCCCAGGGGAAGCGAGCCGGCGCUGCUGUGGGCUGCGACAGCGGCAGAGGCGGCGAUGCACGAGCGUCACCAACUUAAUUCAGUUCCCUGUCAUCUCAAAACAAUUGUUGCAGCAGGCUCCUGGCAGUCUUAAGCAGUUCAUCUUCUUGGUGUACUGUUUUCCUGUUGUGAUUUUAUCAUGGAAAAUCAAUUGGCUAAAUCAAAUGAAGAACGAACAUUUCAGUACCAGGAUUCUCUUCCAUCACUGCCUGUUCCUUUACUUGAAGAAUCAUUAAGAAAAUACCUUGAAUCAGUGAAACCAUUUGCAAAUGAAGAAGAAUAUAAGAAAACUGAAGAAAUAGUUCACAAAUUUCAAAAUGGGAUUGGAGAAAAGUUGCACCAGAAAUUGCUUGAAAGGGCAAAAGGAAAAAGAAAUUGGCUGGAGGAGUGGUGGCUGAAUGUUGCCUAUCUGGAUGUUCGUAUACCAUCACAACUGAAUGUCAACUUUGCGGGUCCUGCACCUCAUUUUGAACACUACUGGCCUCCAAAGGAAGGCACUCAAUUAGAAAGAGGAAGUAUAAUUCUUUGGCAUAAUUUGAACUACUGGCAACUAUUAAGAAAAGAAAAAGUACCUGUUCAUAAAGUUGGAAAUACUCCUCUAGAUAUGAAUCAAUUCCGAAUGCUGUUUUCUACCUGCAAGGUUCCAGGAAUUACAAGAGACUCGAUUAUGAAUUAUUUUAGGACUGAGAGUGAAGGGCGUUCUCCAAACCACAUUGUAGUGCUGUGUCGAGGCCGAGCUUUUGUCUUUGAUGUAAUGCAUGAAGGAUGUUUAAUCACCCCGCCAGAGCUUCUCAGACAAUUGAUGUAUAUCCACAAGAAAUGCCAUAGUGCACCUGAUGGACCUGGGAUUGCAGCAUUAACUAGCGAGGAGCGAACUCGAUGGGCUAAGGCACGAGAAUAUCUGAUUGGUCUUGAUCCAGAGAACUUGACUUUGUUAGAAAAAGUUCAGAGUAGUUUAUUGGUAUAUUCCAUGGAGGAUAGCAGUCCACAUGUAACACCAGAGGAUUAUUCUGAGAUUACUGCAGCCAUCCUUAUUGGAGAUCCAACAAUACGCUGGGGUGACAAAUCCUAUAACUUGAUUUCCUUUUCUAAUGGAGUAUUUGGCUGUAAUUGUGAUCAUGCUCCUUUUGAUGCAAUGGUUAUGGUGAACGUCAGUUAUUAUGUGGAUGAGAAAAUUCUUCAGAAUGAAGGAAGAUGGAAGGGUUCAGAGAAGGUACGAGAUAUACCACUUCCAGAAGAGCUCGUUUUCACUGUGGAUGAGAAAGUAUUAAAUGACAUCAACCAAGCUAAAGCCCAGUAUCUCAGGGAGGCAUCUGAUCUACAGAUUGCAGCUUAUGCCUUUACAUCUUUUGGCAAAAAGCUAACCAAGAAGAAGAUGCUUCACCCAGAUACAUUUAUUCAGCUUGCACUUCAGCUGGCCUAUUACAGACUUCAUGGACACCCUGGUUGUUGCUAUGAAACAGCUAUGACAAGGUAUUUUUAUCACGGCCGUACGGAGACUGUGCGAUCGUGCACAGCUGAAGCAGUCAGGUGGUGCCAGUCCAUGCAGGGUCCUUCCACCACUCUUCAUGAGCGGCAGCAAAAGAUGUUAGAAGCUUUCACAAAACAUAAUAAAAUGAUGAAAGAUUGUUCCACUGGAAAAGGAUUUGACCGUCACCUUUUAGGUCUUUCACUCAUAGCAAAAGAGGAAGGUCUUCCUGUUCCAGAACUGUUUACAGACCCACUUUUUACCAAAAGUGGAGGAGGUGGAAAUUUUGUUCUCUCAACAAGUCUGAUCGGCUAUUUACGUGUCCAGGGAGUGGUGGUUCCCAUGGUACACAAUGGUUAUGGAUUUUUCUACCAUAUCAGAGAUGACAGGUCCUUGAGGAAUCGCCACACUGUCUUCCACAAUGGUUGAACUAAUUUACACUCCCACCAGCAGUGUAAAAGUGUUCCUAUUUCUCCACAUCCUCUCCAGCAUCUGUCUCCAGAUUUUUUAACGAUCGUCAUUCUAUCUGGCGUGAGAUGAUAUCUCAAUGUGGUUUUGAUUUGUAUCUCUCUAAUGACCAGUGAAGAUGAGCAUUUUUUUAUAUGUUUGUUGGCCUCAUGUAUGUCUUCUUUUGUAAAGUGUCUGUUCAUAUCCUUUGCCCAAUUUUGAAUGGGCUUGUUUGUUUUUUUCCUGUAAAUCUGUUUGAGUUCUUUGUAAAUUCUGGAUACAGCCUGUUGUCAGAUGGUUAAACAGCAAAAUUUUUUUUCCCAUUCUGUUGGUUGCCGAUUCACUCUAGUGACUGUUUCUUUUGCCGUGCAGAAACUGUGGAGUUUGAUUAGGUCCCAUUUGUCUCUUUUGGCUUUUGUUGCCAAUGCUUUUGGUGUUUUGUUCAUGAAGUCCUUGCCUACUCCUAUGUCCUGAAUGGUUUUGCCUAGAUUUUCUUCUAGGGUUUUUAUGGUGCAAGGUCUUAUGUUUAAGUCUUUAAUCCAUCUGGAGUUAAUUUUAGUGUAAUGUGUAAGGAAGGGGUCCAGUUUCUGCUUUCUGCACAUGGCUAGCCAGUUUUCCCAACACCAUUUGUUAAACAGGGAAUCCUUUCCCCAUUGCUUGUUUUUGUCGGGUUUAUCAAAGAUUCUAUGGUUGUAGAUAUGUUGUGUUACCUCCGAUGCCUCUGUUCUGUUCCAUUGGUCUAUAUCUCUGUUUUGGUACCAGUACCAUGCUGUUUUGAUUACUGUAGCCUUGUAGUAUAGUUUGAAAUCCGGUAGUGUGAUGCCUCCCACUGUAUUCUUUUUGCUUAGAAUUGACUUGGCUAUGCAGGCUCUCUUUUGGUUCCAUAUGAAGUUCAUGGUGGUUUUUUCCAUUUCUGUGAAGAAAUUCAAUGGUAACUUGAUGAGGAUAGCAUUGAUUCUGUAAAUUACUUUGGGCAGUAUAGCCAUUUUCACGAUAUUGAUUCUUCCUAACCGUGAACAUGGAAUGUUUCUCCAUCUGUUUGUGUCCUCUCUUAUUUUGUUGAGUAGUGGUUUGUAGUUUUCCUUGAAGAUGUCCCUUACGUUUCUUCUUAGUUGUAUUCCUAGGUAUUUUAUUCUCUUUGUAGCAAUUGUGAAUGGCAGUUCGUUCUUGAUUUGGCUUUCUUUAAGUCUGUUAUUGGUGUAGAGGAAUGCUUGUGAUUUUUGCACAUUGAUUUUAUAUCCUGAGACUUUGCUGAAGUUGCUUAUCAGUUUCAAGAGUUUUGGGGCUGAGGCUAUGGGGUCUUCUAGGUAUACUAUCAUGUCGUCUGCAAAUAGAGACAAUUUGGCUUCCACCUUUUCUAUUUGAAUACCCUUUAUUUCUUUUUCUUGCCUGAUUGCUCUGGCUAGAACUUCCAGUACUAUAUUGAAUAGGAGUGGUGAGAGAGGGCAUCCUUGUCUAGUGCCGGAUUUCAAAGGGAAUGCUUCCAGUUUUUGCCCAUUCAGUAUGAUAUUGGCUGUUGGUUUGUCAUAAAUAGCUUUUAUUACUUUGAGAUACAUUCCAUCAAUACUGAAUUUAUUGAGGAUUUUUAGCAUAAAAGGCUGUUGAAUUUUGUCAGAUGACUUCUCUGCAUCAAUUGAGAUAAUCAUGUGGUUUUUGUUUUUGGUUCUGUUUAUAUGGUGAAUUACGUUUAUAGACUUGCCUAUGUUGAACCAACCUUGCAUCCCGAGGAUGAAUCCUACUUGAUCAUGAUGGAUAAGUUUUUUGAUGUGCUGUGUCAAUCGGUUUGCCAGUAUAUUAUUGAAGAUUUUUGCAUCUAUGUUCAUCAUGGAUAUUGGCCUGAAGUUUUCUUUUCUUGUUGAGUCUCUGCCGGGUUUUGGUGUCAGGAUGAUGUUGGUCUCAUAAAAUGAUUUGGGAAGGAUUCCCUCUUUUUGGAUUAUUUGGAAUAGUUUCAGAGGAGUGGUACCAGCUCCUCUUCGUGUGUCUGGUAGAAUUUGGCUGUGAACCCAUCUCGACCUGGGCUUUUUUUGUGUGGUAGGCUCUUAAUUGCUGCCUCCACUUCAGACCUUGUUAUUGGUCUAUUCAUAGUUUCGGCUUCCUCCUGGUCUAGGCUUGGGAGGACACAGGUGUCCAGGAAUUUAUCCAUUUCUUCCAGGUUUACUAGUUUAUGUGCAUAGAAUUGUUUGUAAUAUUCUCUCAUAAUGGUUUGAAUUUCUGUGGAAUCUGUGGUGAUUUCCCCUUUAUCGUUUUUUAUUGAAUCUAUUUGGUUGUUCUCUCUUUUCUUUUUUAUCAGUCUGGUUAGUGGUCUGUCUAUUUUGUUGAUCUUUUCAAAAAACCAGCUCUUGGAUUUAUUGAUUUUUUUGACGGGUUUUUAGUGUCUCGAUCUCCUUCCGUUCUGCUCUGAUCUUAAUUAUUUGUUUUCUGCUAGGUUUUGAGUGUUUUUGAUCUUGCUCCUCUAGCUCUUUCAAUUUUGACGAUAUGGUGUCAGUUUUGGAUCUCUCCACUCUUCUCAUAUGGGCACUUAUUGCUAUAUAUUUUCCUCUGGAGACUGCUUUAAAUGUGUCCCAGAGAUUCUGGUAUGUUGUGUCUUCGUUCUCGUUGGUUUCGAAGAACUUCUUUAUUUCUGCCUUCAUUUCAUUGUUUAUCCAAUCAACAUUCAAGAGCCAGUUUUUCCGUUUCCAUGAAGCUGUGUGGUUCUGGGUUGGUUUCUGAAUUCUGAGUUCUAACUUGAUUGCACUAUGGUCUGAGAGGCUGUUUGUUAUGAUUUCAGUUGUUUGGCAUUUGCUGAGGAGUGCUUUACUUCCAAUUAUGUGGUCAAUUUUAGAGUAGGUGUGAUGUGGUGCUGAGAAGAAUGUAUAUUCUGUGGAUUUGGGGUGGAGAGUUCUGUAAAUGUCUAUCAGGUUUGCUUGUUCCAGGUCUGAGUUCAAGCCCUGGAACUCCUUGUUUUAAACACAGUAAAAUCUAGCUCCAGAGCACUGUAGGGCUCUAGCUAAUUUGUUUCCUUUGUCCUUAGGCUCUAGUCAUCUAGUGAAUGAGGUGUUCCUUAGCAUUAUCUACAAAUAGGCUUUACCUUCAAUUGUGUCACGUUACAUUUACCUAAUGUCAGCAAGACUUCACAUUUCAUAUAUGAAUAUCCAGAUGAAAUAAAGUCCUGGAUGUAUUCACCGUCACUAUCUGGAGCCUUUUGUGUAAUCAUUAAUCAUUAUUUAUG